AAGAAAAUUUUUUCAUCCAAGAAGCUUCUUCAGCUCUGACAGGAUGGUGGGGAAUGGAAGGAUUUAUAUUCCUUGCAAGACAAAGAUGUUUGCAUCCCUUUAGAGGGUCCUUGAAGCACUUGGAGGUUUAUCUGUGUCCUCAGGGUCACUUGAGUAGGGCUAAUGAUUCCUGUAGUCUGCAAUUUUUCUUCAUGCUCCCACACCAUUCUUCUUAGAAUAGAAUAGAAUAGAUUGUUUUUUAUUGGCCAAGUGUGAUUGGACACACAAGGAAUUUGUCUUGGUGCAUACGCUCUCAGUGUACAUAAAACAAAAGAUACCUUCAUCAAGAAUCAUAAGGUUAAUGAUAGUCAUAGGGAACAAAUAAGCAAUCAGGAAACAAUAUCAAUAUAAAUCGUAAGGAUACAAGCAACAAAGUUAGUCCUACUGUCAUUAGUGAAAGGAAAUGGGUGAUGGAAAUGAUGAAUAGAUUAAUAGUAGUGUAGAUUUAGUAAAUAGUUUGACAGUGUUGGGGGAAUUAUUCGUUUAGCAGAGUGAUGGCAUUCGGGAAGAAACUGUCCUUGUGUCUAGUUGUUCUGGUGUGCAGUGCUCUAAAGCGUCAUUUUGAGGGUAGGAGUUGAAACAGUUUAUGUCCAGGAUGGGAGGGGUCUGUAAAUAUUUUCACAGCCCUCUUUUUGACUCGUGCAGUAUACAGGUCCUCAAUGGAAGACAGGUUCCCAAAGACAUCAUUGAGAGUGUACUUUCAUUGAAGUGCCCAGGAGUGCCUCCCAUUCACAACUGUCAAAAUGUCCCCGCUGGACUGAUUGUGCAAUUGAAUAGACCAACAGUCUUUGAGCAGAUUCUGACAGCUCUUCCUGUAUACACAAAGCCUCCUUUGACAUCCCAGGGACACUGCAUCAUCCUCAACUGUGUGCCCCUGCAUGGGCGGAAAGACCUGAAGUCACUUAGUCUGGGUCAUCUGAGGGCCAUCCUCAUCACUGACCACUUGGCGGGCCUGCUCCAUGCUCAAGGAAUAAACGUGCAGCUGGUUCCAGCUUUUGUCGAUGACGAAAUCCAUCAGUUCUUGCAUCAGAUACAAAUUGAUUGGCCUUCUGGGUCAGAAGCCUCUCGAGUUCCUGAGGACAUUGUGGCCUUGAAGGAAACCCUUUGCCAGUGUCAAUAUACUACAUUUACACAGGCAAACCAGGGUGAAAUUGUAUGUAAACUGCACUUGAAAGAGUUCCUGGAGAAGCAGGAGGGACUGGAAGGCUAUGACCCCAACUUGGAUAUCUUUCUUGUAACAGAAGAGAAGUUGCAGCAUGUGGCUGAGCUCCAGCAUGUGGCCCAGCAAUGCACAGAGGCUAUGCCAGGAGUUUGCUGUAAUAUUGUGCAUAUUGUGAACAAUGAGGAGGCAUUCCAGCAGCAGAAGGUGGAUCUACUGUGGAGAUUAGUAGCACAGCCACAAUCUUUCACAACUCAGCAGAAACACCUUGUUUGUGGGCCGGUGAAAAUUACCUGCACUGAUUCUUGCAUGAAUGCUUUUCAGUACUACCAGCUACGACACUCCCAGAUGUAUAAAGCUUCAGUGCUGAAAUAUGGAGAUCUCUCUAAAGAUGCCUCAUGGACCAAAGUAAUCGGUGUACUGACAUCAGCUGCUAUCCGAUUUGAGAUGCUGAGUAUAGUUCAUCAGAAUCAGGUUUUCUUGGAUGUAGAAGAAAGCAAUAUCUCUAUGAAGGGGACCAAAGGUGGAGCGUUUGUGAUGUAUAAUUGUGCUCGACUUGCCACCCUCUUUGAAACAUACCAGAGAUCAGUAGAACAAGGUCUGUAUCCAGUCUUUCCCCAGUCUUCUGAACUGAACUACUCCUCUCUCAGGGAAGAGGGGGAAUGGCUCUUGUUGUUUAAUAGCAUCCUGCCUUUCCAGGAGGUCUUGACCCUCGUAACGCAGCUCCUGCUCCCCAGUGGUGGGCUAAGAAUAACAGUUAGCACGGAGGCGAUUUGUAAGUUCCUGAUUCAGCUAAGUAUGGAUUUCAGUUCCUACUACAACCGAGUGCACAUUCUGGGGGAACCGCGUCCCCAUUUGUUCAGCCAGAUGUUUGCCCGGCUGCAGCUGAUGAGAGCAGUGAGGGAAGUGUUCCACAGUGCCCUGGCCACCUUCCACCUACCUCCUCUAAGUCAGAUCUGAUCGGAUUGGUCUCAUACCUGGGCUCGGGAACCGCCUCCGCCUCCCUUUGGUGAAGAGGAAAUGGGACAACUCAUUCCAAUGGGACAAUGGAAAUGGGACAAUGGAGCAUGGGAUGUUACACUGUAUUGACUAAUGGACAGCUACUCAGUACAUCCUUGCAGGACACGUGUUUUGUUAAUGCCCUGAAUUGAUAAAAACAGGACACGUCAAUUUCUUCUGAAAUGAUUCCGAAAUUCUUGGAGAUAAUGAAUUCCAGUCAUAGAACAGAGAAAGAGACACAUACCCUGUAUUAUAAUUGCCUUGUUUCUGAAGUUCGUUUUAGAUCACACUGGUUUUAAACAGUGUUAAGCCAAUUGAAUAGAAAGCUGGUGGAUGCAAAUGACUGUUUGCUUACAUGUUUUUAGAAUUCUGUUCUAAAAUUGGAAACAUUAAUUUUCAUACAAUUAAAAAAAAAAAGUUGAUACCAGUAGCAGGGCAAGUGUGUGUGUAAAUAAAAUAAUGCAGACCCAUGGAGAUCUGUGACUGCAAUUCCUCAAGGGUUCUCUGUACAAGCUCGUCUGUGCUGUGGUACUAAUUUUAUCUAAACAUCAGAAGGUGGACAAAGGCUCAGUUAUAGUAGCAGUGCUCUAUGGCUUAUGAAAAGACAAGAGAAAGGAGGUUGGUCUGAAUCAGCCGUCUGUUCAGCAUCCGCUCUCAUGAAGCAUAACAUUAUAUGGAGAACAAAGUAAUGUAAUAAAAUGUGUGCCAUCCCCCUUUAUUUGUACGCUCAUGUGCCCAUCACAUGGCCCAUCGGGUAGUAUUGAUGUAGUGGAUAUUGCAGUUCUUUGUGUAGGGUGGCGAGUUCAAUCAGCAUCUUCUUUGGGAAAAUGUGGUCAAUGAUAGACAUUAAUCAUUGCCACUGUUUCAUCAGACCAAUGAGUGAUUUGCAUUGUAGCCAAUCUUGAUGGUCACAAUAUGGUGGCAACUUAAAUGGCAAGGUGAAAUUGAGCCUCACCUUAUUCCCCACCAUGUGCUCUGAAAGUGCCUGGCUGUACCUCUGCAGAUCCUCCAUAUCUGCUUAGUAAUUGGACCCUUCUCUUCAAAUGUUGGAAGAAACUGCAGGAAUCUCGAGCCAGUGUUAUCGAGAAAGGGAUGCCGUGCAAGAUAGAAUUUAACCUUUUGAAGAUCUAUCCAUAGUCCCAUGAUUUCUGAUAGAGCAGAAGCAAAUAGUUGACAAGUGGGAAACUGCUCUCCACAGAUUAUGAAUUAGCAAUCCAGUAGUACUAGAUAAAUCCUAGCGAACAAUCAGACUUUGAGGAUUCAUGGAGUCCUAAAUUUUGAGCUUAUCCAAAUUAUUUUUCACUUCUUGAAAUGUAUUUGACUAUUAGUAGCUCGGGUUGGUAGUUAGGUUGUUGUUCUGAGCUCCGAGCCUGGCAAUUUGGUUGCAAACAUUUCAUCACCAUCCAAGGAG
Ahaetulla prasina is the source of this 3608-nucleotide messenger RNA. RefSeq names its product DALR anticodon binding domain containing 3 (gene DALRD3). The record is from RefSeq and is a predicted model, not a curated record. Bases 626 to 2158 code for a protein of 510 amino acids. Gene Ontology annotation, biological process: tRNA C3-cytosine methylation; arginyl-tRNA aminoacylation. Lineage: Eukaryota; Metazoa; Chordata; Lepidosauria; Squamata; Colubridae. Gene Ontology annotation, molecular function: arginine-tRNA ligase activity; tRNA binding; ATP binding. The transcript has 13 exons.